AGUGAACGCUCCAGAGUUCAAAAGCUACCAAAGAUGGGGUAACGCGCUAGUGGCUAGUCGUGAUACACAGCAGCCGAGGCAAUUCCUGGCGGAGAGCUAUCGCGACAACCGACAAUGAAUCUUGAUCUAUUCUCCGCCUAGGAAACUAUUCUUCCUUCUGAACCCGAUUGAGAUUAAUAGAACCAACCUUAAUCUCACUCAACUUCCUAUUGCCAAUAUACAACACCUCAAUCACACCAACACCCACCAUAUCCCAACAUGAGAGGCAUUCAGCUCAAAGAAUACGUCGAGGGCCCUGGCGACCUCAAAGUCAUCGACCUUCCCACGCCCACUCCAAAAGACGGCGAAUACCUAAUCGCCAUCCACGCCUCAGCAACCAAUUUCUUCGACCUCCUGCAGAUCCGCGGGAAGUACCAACAUCAGCCCGCCUUCCCUUGGAUAUCUGGGUCUGAAUUCUCUGGUGUCGUGCUUCAAGCGCCCUCGGGCGGGAAAUACAAGGUCGGCGACAAGGUCUUUGGCGCGUCUCAGGGUGGCUAUGCCACGCACAUCUGCUGCUUGGAAAGGGUGCUGAAGCCUGUCCCUGAGGGGUGGAGUUUUGCAGAUGCGGCGGGCGUAUUUGUUACAGCGCCAACGAGCUACGCGGGGUUAGUGACGAGGGCGGGGAUUAAAGAGGGUGACUACGUCCUCAUCCACGCAGCCGCGGGCGGCGUCGGCCUCGCAGCCGUGCAAAUCGCCAAAGCCUUCGGCGCAAUCGUCAUCGCAACGGCCGGCAGUGCACACAAGCUCUCCGUCGCAAAGUCCUUCGGCGCUGACCACGCCAUCGACUACCGCGAUGCCUCAUGGCCAGAGCAAGUGAAAAAGCUUACCCCCAAGAACCGCGGUGUGGACAUCGUCUACGACCCCGUCGGCCUGAUCGCGCAAUCCAUGAAAUGCACAGCCUGGAACGGGCGCCUCCUCGUCAUUGGCUUCGCAGCCGGGGAUAUCGAGAAGAUGGCUACGAACCGUAUUUUGCUAAAGAACGUGUCCGUCGUGGGGUUGCAUUGGGGCGCGUAUGCGACGAAUGAGCCCGAGAUGAUUGAUGUUGUUUGGGAUGGCAUCUUCAAGCUUGUCAAGGAGGGCAAGUACAAGGGCACAAGUUUUACGGAUAGGGAGUUUGUCGGGUUGGAGAGUGUGCCUGAUGCGCUCAAAGCGUUGGGCGCGAGGGAUAGCUGGGGGAAGGUCGUUGUUAAGGUGCCGCAGGAGGGGCAGAGUAAGAUCUAGGGGGGGUUGGGAUUGGAUGUGGUUGACUUCUCUACUGGCAUUACCCUUUUUGUAGUCAAAUCUGCAACGGUAGCAGGCCUGCGAUGAGGUCUGAGUGUUAUGUUGCUGGGAUAUAUUGACACGUGAAAGAACUGGUCAAACUACAAAUGUUCAUCCUUGCCAC
Messenger RNA from Dothidotthia symphoricarpi CBS 119687, 1423 nucleotides. RefSeq names its product NAD(P)-binding protein. NCBI's taxonomy places the organism in Eukaryota, Fungi, Ascomycota, Dothideomycetes, Pleosporales, Dothidotthiaceae. Bases 259 to 1260 code for a protein of 333 amino acids. Gene Ontology annotation, molecular function: oxidoreductase activity; zinc ion binding. The record is from RefSeq and is a predicted model, not a curated record. Gene Ontology annotation, cellular component: mitochondrion. The transcript is spliced from 3 exons.